Messenger RNA from Lycium ferocissimum, 1401 nucleotides. RefSeq lists its product as uncharacterized. The coding region runs from base 136 to 1062 and encodes 308 amino acids. NCBI's taxonomy places the organism in Eukaryota, Viridiplantae, Streptophyta, Magnoliopsida, Solanales, Solanaceae. The transcript has 6 exons. The record is from RefSeq and is a predicted model, not a curated record. Gene Ontology annotation, molecular function: calcium ion binding.
CUUUUUCUGUACUUGCCAAAGAAUCUGGGAUUUGCCACUGUCACAACCUACAACCAACUCCCGCGUUUACAAAGCAGCAACCCUUGUGCAAUUCCACCAUAAACCCUUUGAAUCCCAAAUCCCAUUGUCACCAAUAUGGCAAAACCAAAUAUUUCAGACUCAGAAACUGAAGAAAGAAACUCAGACUCAGAGGAAACUGAGUCUGACUCCCCAGUGGAACCCCAAAGAAGUGGAAAACAGAAUGAGUAUGAGAAACAAAGAAUGAAGAGAAUUGAAGAAAAUAGAGCAAGAUUGGAGGCUAUGGGUCUUAACAAAAUGGCUACUUCUUUAAUGGCUUCUUCCCAAAAACCCCACAAGAAAGACAAGGAUAGAAAGGGGAAAAAGAAAGUGGUUGAUGAAGAUGAAGAUUAUGAGCCAGCACUAAGUGAGGAUCUUUCUUGUGAUACUGGUGGGGAGGAUGAACAAAAUGAUGUUGAUUAUGAAGUUUCAAAGUCCCAAUUGAAAAAGUCAAAGAAAAAAACUCAAACUCCUAAGAAGAAAGUUUCUAACACAACUGUACCAACUGGCACUGACUUUGUGGACGAUGAUGACGACGACAUAAUGCAGGCUAUUGCCUUGUCACUACAAGGUUUGGCAGGUUUUCCGAAUGUUGCAACUAAAGUGGCUUUGCCAGGUACUGAUGCAUCUUCGGCUAAUAAGGCCAGUAACAAAAAAGCUUCUUUGAAAAAGGCCAGUAAUGAAAAAAAAGUAGGUUCCUGCAAUCAGGAAGCUACUACUGGGAAAAGGAAGAGAAAACUGCAGCAGACAAGACACCGAGUGCAGAUGACUGAGGAUGACUUGAUUAUGCAUUUCUUUCAGUUUGAUGAAGCUGGAAAAGGAAGUAUAAAUCUCAGAGAUCUACGGAGAAUGGCAGUUUCCCAUGAUUUUACAUGGUCAGAUGAGGAGAUGACAAAUAUGAUUCGUUGUUUUGAUUCUGAUGGAGAUGGAAAGUUGAGCCUGGAUGAUUUUCGCAAGAUUGCGGUCAGAUGUAAUAUGAUACAAGGUUCUCAAGAUGCUGCUUGAUGAUGCAUGCAAAGAGUACUUAAAUCUUCUGAGGAAAUAGAUGACUUGAAAUAGAAGGUACUCAGAAUCUCGCACGGGGUGAAUUGACACUUGCAAUGGGCUUCAAAGAUGGUUUUUGAGCUUGGAUUUAGAAGAAAAUUGAUAUAAAAUUUUGUUCAGAAUGGAAAGAAAAGGGUAUUGUAUGUUUAUACUUGCACAUUAGGACAAUAGUUAAUUUCUUCUUCUUGUUUUAUUCUGAAUUCGUCCAUGACAACAUGUUUUAUGGGCGGGCCCCUGUAUAUUGGAAUGCAAUGACCUCACAUUAACUUUCUGGUCGUAGGAUGAUAUUAUUCUUGUUUU